AUGUCCCAGCACCGCAUAAAGAAGGGCGCGGACACGAAAGACAAAGCAGCCUUCUUUGUAGCCAGAACUCCGCACCCCAAGCAGGCCGAGCUACAGGCCCAAGAUGGCGCUAAGGCUGAUCACCAUGCGGACCUCACCGACGCACAAGAGGCUGACGCGAACACCCUGCUGACUCCGAACCUACUGCAAAAGAUGCUGGACGCAGCAGUCAUGAGAAUGCAGGCAUCGUUCACGACGGCCCUAGCAAAAAUCAAUAAUGAUAUUACUGACCUGGACGCACGAGCCUCCCAACUAGAGGAAAAAAAAAAAAUAUGGAAGAAACUACUACGGCCCAUGCAGCUUUUGAAGACAGACUGGAGGAUAUCGAAAAGAGGCUGUCACUGCACGAAACCAAAAUCACGGACGCAGAAGAUAGGUCCCGCCGCAACAAUAUCAGACUCAGGGGUCCCGGAGGACGUGGGAGCUCAGGACUUAACGGCCUUCACCACGGAGCUGUUCCGUGCGGUCUUACCGGACAUACCCGCUCUUACUAGACCGCAUCCACAGAAUCCCCAGGCCGCAACAUUUACCACCAACCACACCUCGAGACGUGCUCAUGCGGCUCCAUUAUUACCAUACAAAUGACCAAAUCCUCCGAGCACACAGAGCUAGAAAAAACCUGCCUGAUAAAUUCAAAUCCAUCCUCCUAUUCACGGACCUGUCGGCGGAAACACUUCGGCGAAGAAGAUCCUUCAAACCCGUUGCAGAGGCUCUCCGACACCACCGCAUCCCCUACAGAUGGGGCUAUCCAGCGAAACUCCUCAUUACCAAAGGAGGGAAACUACUCAGCCGCCUCACCGAAAGAAGGCCUGGAGCUGCUGCACAAAUGGAACAUAGCCCCAAACCUACAAGCAACAGGCCUACGCAAGACACAGGGCACCGACGGACGUCCACAGAGGCAGCGGCGAGCUACUUCAAAAGAUGACGACCACUAA
Molecule: messenger RNA, 974 nt
Organism: Pelobates cultripes (western spadefoot toad)
Lineage: Eukaryota; Metazoa; Chordata; Amphibia; Anura; Pelobatidae
Source: the annotation of a GenBank genome assembly